Molecule: messenger RNA, 231 nt
Organism: Acanthoscelides obtectus
Lineage: Eukaryota; Metazoa; Arthropoda; Insecta; Coleoptera; Chrysomelidae
Source: the annotation of a GenBank genome assembly
AUGAUCUAUCCAGUCUUUCUUUUGCCUGUUACUUAUGGCUUUGUAACAGAUCAUUAUCUCCAAGUGAGGACAAGAGUGGAAAUGAUACUAGACAAGAGAAGGACCAACAAAAUUCCCCUGCGUCUCCUACAUAUGAUAGCGAUGCUGAUCCCGAAUUUGUUCCAGACACUAAAAGUGAAUCAGAGGAAGAACCCAAAAGAAACAUUCCGAAACAAAAACAGAUAAAUUAUG